GUUUGCUGUGAGCUGCACUCGUGCCCUCGUGAUAUAAACAUUUCUACACGGCGUUUAUUAAUGCAAGUAGCGUUUAGCUCUAAUCCGUACUUAUGUAGUUUAGUCUUAGUGCACUCUAAGUGAGGCUUUAGUGAUGUUUACUUGUGUAAUUACACAGCGUUUACGUCACGGUGUGCGUGUGGGUUCAGUGCAGGGAUGUUCCAGACUCUUCACCAGGGCUUGGAUCUCUCAGGCUCUCCGAACUUUUUCAGAUGCUCCUGCAACUCCUAAAGACUCGAAUAAACCUAUAAAACAAUGGGAGUUAUUAGUUAACCCUUUCACAAAGGUCAGAUGUAAUUUAGGCUGUAAUAUAUCCAUAAAAUCACUGGAUCCACAUGCCUUCCCUGAGGCUGAUCGGGCAUUUAUCAGUUUGCACGUGACAGAUGCGAAUCAAACUCCUAAUGUGGACGGAUUUCAUGUUCAUUAUGAAGUUCAAAGCAAUGAACUUCAGAUUUUGGCAGAUGAGGUGGAUAGCAAUGUCACUGUUGAACUGACAGCACCUGUUAAAUGUGAUCUCCACAUCAAGACUAAAGACACAGGCAAUGUGAAGAUCCAGAAAAUGGAGAGUGACCUCUUCCACGUUCAUACAGAAGGAGGGCACUGUGUCCUAGAGUCUGUCAAGGGUCAUGAGGUUCAAGUUCAGUCCACAGGAGGAAAUAUCACUGGACUUCAGACCAUACAUGGGAAUGUCGAUAUCAGCACAUCUUUGGACAGUAAUGUCGAUAUUAAGAAAAUUCAGGGAACCACCAUGAAUCUCUCCACAGAACAUGGGGAUCUGAAAGUGAAGGCCAUUUAUGGUGAAUGCACAUCAGUGUCCACUUCCUCCGGGAACAUCCAGAUUGGCCAUGUGCACGGUGAAGCUCUUGUACAAAGUAAAACAGGAAACAUUGUCAUUGACAGCUCAAGUGGUGCCCUGAAGGUGUUUACUACUGCUGGAAACAUUGAUGCAUAUGUGGGCCAAGAUGGAACUGCAGAACUUCACAGUCAGCUUCCCAUAAUUCCUCUCGCGCUUGAGCCUGUUCCGGUUUGCUGUGCGCUGCACUCGUGCCCUCGUGAUAUAAACAUUUCUACACGGCGUUUAUUAAUGCAAGUAGCGUUUAGCGUUUUGCUCUAA
This is a messenger RNA of Sinocyclocheilus rhinocerous, 1153 nucleotides long. Its product is annotated as protein FAM185A-like. Lineage: Eukaryota; Metazoa; Chordata; Actinopteri; Cypriniformes; Cyprinidae. The record is from RefSeq and is a predicted model, not a curated record. The coding region runs from base 134 to 1153 and encodes 339 amino acids. The transcript has 6 exons.